AUGAAGUUCACCAACGCUAUCCUCUUGUUUGGCGCCACUGCACUCACUAAACAAGCCUGUGCCGCCAGCGCGGACACAUGCUCGCAACAGUUGCACAAGUAUCAGGCCGCUGAUCUAAAUGCUUCUUGUGCUUCAAACUCGGGCUCGGGGCCUUUUGACUACAGUCUUUCGGACAAAGACGUGACUGUUUACUGUGGAACAUGGCACCGAGCGGAUGGAUUUCAGGUCUUAGAAAAGUCUACUUUCAGUGACUGUGUUGAUGCAUGCAUAUCGAACAGCUUAUGCAACAGUGUGAUCUAUGCUAGGGAAGGACAAAGACCCCUGGGCAAUAGGGGCAACUGUGUCUUGAACGUCUUUGGCCUCCCCGGCUCACUCCCUAACAAAUCAGGGGCUGCGUGGAACGCGGCCUACAUCAAGUAA
Molecule: messenger RNA, 420 nt
Organism: Penicillium pulvis
Lineage: Eukaryota; Fungi; Ascomycota; Eurotiomycetes; Eurotiales; Aspergillaceae
Exons: 3
Coding region: 1-420 (139 amino acids)
Source: RefSeq, a predicted model, not a curated record